CCAGCGGUAACGACAGCCAGCACGUUCACGCUAUCUGUCAGCGUGCAGCGUCACGCGCCAUGCGGAGUUAGUACAGAUAAAUGUUUCUGGCUGGUGGCUGGGAACCAGUUUUCUGCGGUGUACAGGACGCACAACUUCAGCUUUUCACGCCGUUUUGAGUAUUUAUUUUUGCACAAAAAUUUGAAUGUGUUGGAAUUAAACGUGGGAGUUAUCCAUCCACGUUGAAACUGCCGGGGGGAUUUAUUUUCAGAGGCUUUUUCACAAGACAGGACUGGGCUGUGUGUGUGUCUUCACCAUGGACAUGAACCUCCUCGCUGACUAAGAGCAUCCCCUAUCAGGCCCUCUGGACCGAUAGUCCCGCCCCCUGCUCCGCCCCCUGCCCCUGUUUCCUGCACCAGCUGGGACAGACCUGCAGUCUGGCUGGCCUGAUGUAACCCAUUACUCUGAAGAAGACUGAAACACACACACACAAGGUCCAGGGAUGACUGUGUGUGGGUGUGUGUGUGCUCCCCUCCUGGCUGUGACGCGUCUCCGUCCCUCACUGUGAUGUCCACGCUGGGCUGCACUUUCACUGUCCUGUAGAUUGAAGACCUUUUCAGUAGAGUAGAAACCUCCCAGAGCUUUCCAAAGGGACCAUGCACCAGAAAAGCCCAACAAGGAACCAUUCUGGAAGCCACAGAGAAUCACCAUUCUGGAAUCUCCAUUCUAGAGACCAUAGCUAUGACCAACACGCUUCUCUUGAUGCUGUGAGCUCUUCACAUGACAUUUGUGACAUCAAGACGGGGACGUUUUUGUUGUCGUAGAUGAUGAUGCAAAAGCAGCAGCCAGCCCGAACCUCUCCAGGCAGUGUGAGUUCUGUGAGAGGAACGACCCUCCCUGGCUCUCCUGCUGUCACUAUCGUGACCCAAGUUGAGAAGCAGGUGAUUGGCUAUAAAGACUUAGCUGCCAUCCCGAAGGACAAAGCCAUACUGGACAUUGAGAGGCCUGACCUGAUGAUGUAUGAGCCGCAUUUCAGCUACACACAUCUGGAACGCUCUGAGAGGUCCCUGUCUCCACGCUCUCUCUCCCCUCCUCCCUCUCCUGAGAGCUCCCAGCUGAAGGAGUCCAGAGAGUGGGUGGAGCAGAAGUCGUCGGGCAGUUCUUCUCCACCUUCCACACUACGACUGCGCAGAAGUAGCAGCGUGAGCAAAAACCCCCCUCAACAGCUACACUUCCACCGGCCAGACAAUGGCAGCAACAUAUACAAGAAACCGCCGAUUUACAAGCAAGAUGCUUCCCCACAUGUUCCCCACGGUAAGCACAUGGAGGAUCUGAUCAUCGAGUCGUCUCGGUUCCCUGCUGCUCGGCGUCCUGACCCCACUCAGCCUGCCAAGAUUGAAACGGACUAUUGGCCGUGCCCGCCGUCACUCGCUGUGCUGGAGACUGAGUGGAAGAGGAAGUCUGCCCAGAACACAGACGGGGAGGCAGCGGAGGCUGACGAUGAGUAUGAUGAAGGUGAUCUGUCAGACGACACGUGGCGACUCAGACAGAUGCAGAAACAGGAGCUCAAUAAGAUUCAGUCCAAUCUGGGGAAGUUGAUUUUGAAGGAGGAGAUUGAGAGAGCAGCUCCAAUACGUAGAAAAACCCGUUCUCUGCCAGACCGAACCCCUGGCCAUAUGGGGCUUAAGUCUCCAUCGUUUCCAACCUACAGCAGGACUGGCCUGUCCAGGCUCCAAUCAGCAGAGUUUUCAUCAAACAGUGAAAAGGGGAGUCAAAGUCUUCAGGUGAGGCAGAAUGGCGUCCCACAGGGCCACAGGAUGGACAGAGGCAGUUCUCUGCCCACUGUGCUGCAGCAGAAGAUUUAUCCCUACGAGAUGCUCACAGUGAUGCCUAGAGGCCGGAAUAAACUUCCUCCUGGUGUGAACCGGACCAGACUGGAGAGGCAUCUGUCUCCAGAGGAAUUCCAGACUCUCUUUGGAAUGACGAUGCAGGAAUUUGAUCGCCUCUCCCUUUGGAAGCGUAACGACUUGAAGAAAAAAGUUUCGCUCUUCUAAGACUAUGGAGGAAAAAACAAAACAAAAAUCAAACUCAUACCUAGUCAUACACAAUACCGCGCUUGUUUUGGUGAAAAGUACAGCUGCAAAAAUGACAAACCCAAGAAGAAAAGACCUUAAGAAACCACUCCAGACGAGCAGAGACUAGGAGAAUCCGCCGGUGGAAGGACAGUGUUGGGUGUCCAAGCUCGUCUGGUGUAAGAUGGCCUACAGGUCUCCAAUGUCCCAGCAUAUAAGACAAAACGUCUGAACACUUUGAUGUCACAACUCUAGUUUCGGCUCCGUGAUCAGGUGCUGACCGAGGUUAUGCUUCGGGACUCGAGCAUGACUCAAGAAUGUUCUGAAUGUCGAGAACAGCUAAACUCAGUUAAACGGGUGGAGGGGGAUAGUUUGAGCUCUACCUGAGUCCCAUGUACAGAGACGGAGAACAGUUCACUACAGGCCGUAACAGCCUCCCAGGCCCACAACUGCCAUACUGGAAAAUAGACCAAUGCUAAGCACACAUGCCAGUUGGCUACUAAUUAAUUAUCUCAUUUAACCACUGCCACAAUUUGAAGCCAUAAUGAGUUAUAACGAAUUAAUUGACUAAUUACUAAACGUUGGAACAUCUUCAUAGAGAGAUAUGUAGGAUUUAAAUCAGUUGGUUACUUUCACCAAUUUAAUACCCAAAAUUAAAUAUCUAGAACACUCUCUCUCUCACACACACACACACACACACCACUACCCCAUAUCUCUCUGCCUCAACAGAGUUAUUACCAGUGCAGACAUUACUGGUAGUAUGUGGCAAGUUUCUAUAGCAACAGAUAUGCAGUUUGCAGUUGCAAAAAGAGCUAAAUUAGUGAGAGUUGUUGGAAUAUUAUCAAAUAUUAUAAAGUCCCAGAACCUGCAUGAGAAAAGCUUCCCCCACUUUGAAAGAUCACAUGAUCACUGAUUGUAAAACCACCGUCUGAUCAAUAUCUUUUCUCGUUUUACCCAGUAUAUAUUGAUCAUGUGGUGCCCCCUUCCUCCGACCCUGUUGUGCUGCUACUGUGUUAUAAAGCACCUUGCUUGUUUGGUUAAAUUAUACCUUUUUUUUGGGAGGGAUGGCUGGAGAGUUCCUGUUGUAUAGGAUGAAGAUGGAUUAUGAAGAAGAUGGAUAAUAAUGAUUGCAGCCCUGGUCUUAGUUCUCUGUAGAAGUCUGGUUUGCACACGACCCACCCACAGACCUUGAGUUCAUAUAUAUUGGUGUGUUCUGAAUCUGGAGUGUUUGAUAUUGGACUCUGAUUUUUACAGUAUAAUCCGUAUAGAAUUGAACCUGCCUCUACUGCUUCAGUGACCACAUGUGCGGCUACUGUUCUCUCUCUCUCUCUCUCUCUCUCACACACAGUUGUUGUGCUUGUUUACCUAUAUUGUGGCAUAACUUUUAAAACUAAGAAAAAAACCCUAUAAAAGUUACAGAAAUAGACAUUCCAUGUAGAAGGUGUUGACAGCACUUGUUACGCGCACAGUUGUACCGACAGCGUCCAAGCAGUCACAGACUUGGAUGUUCUUUUGACAAUCCAGCCAAUCAUCUUUCAGGGGUGGGGUCUAACGUAACGUCAUGGCCAAUCACAUCCCUACUCUCUGCUUGACACUUUGCCCUUUAAAAUGUACAGGCGCACGCUGAGUUAAUGCACAUUUACAUUAGCAGUCAUCACAUAGUUCAGUAGUUUAAGCAGUGACUUCACCCUAAAGCUUUAGCAGCUCAACACGACCGGCUGCUCUGUAGACAAAGGCUUAAAACACGUUUAUUCAUCACAACUCAUGUCAAUAUCAAGCAUUUAUUCUGCUGCACUUGGAAUGUUACACAAAAAUAUAGCUUCAUCGUUUCAAACAACACACACACAGUAUAUACUGGAGUAACCUAACUGCACCGUCAUCACAUAAUUGGUUCUCCUUUUUUUCUGUGAAGGUGUGGUGAAUGACAAAAAUUUUAAAUAUCAGAUUAGCCUGGUGUGUGUCCUCGCUAUGAUCCAGGUGCGUUCUGUUUUGACUAUUUUAUGGUUUAGCGGUUUGUUAUACUGACACCUUGGUGAAACGUUAGUACUGAGAUUUCUGUUCAAUAAAGCUGUAGCUUUUACUAA
Electrophorus electricus (electric eel) is the source of this 4135-nucleotide messenger RNA. The record is from RefSeq and is a predicted model, not a curated record. NCBI's taxonomy places the organism in Eukaryota, Metazoa, Chordata, Actinopteri, Gymnotiformes, Gymnotidae.